AUGAAACCAAUUCAUGAUGAUGAGAUGGGAGAGGUUAAGCUCUAUGACCCCGUUCCCAUGGGCGACGACGAUGAUGAAGAAGGUCCGAUAAUGGAAACCCCCAUGCAUUACCGGACACGAAAGCAAAGUCUCAGCGUGGUCUUACAAGAAUUCGUUCAAGCGCCAAAGUCACUCCUCGUUUCCGGAGUCCUCGCCACACUGUGUAUUCUCAUCCUCACCAUCUCGAGCUUCACAAUUCAUACACCAGGCUCAUUUGUGAGAAUCCGGACUCUGUCACAACAGAACUCUCUUCAACCGGAUUUUGUUGAUGCGGGUGAAGGGCCUUCGCCUGAAUUAGGAGGAACGAAAAGAUGUGGGAGUUUUCCAAGCCAAGCCGAGCAAUACGGUUGCGUUUUUGAUCUCAUGAACUACGGGUUCACGGCUCCAGAGUGCUUCUACCAAGACUUAUACGAAGAAGCACUGGCCACCGGACCAUGGCCAUGGUAUAUCGGGGAAAAUCUUACACUUGCAUUGCCGCAGGAUGUUGAGAUUCUCAAGCGAUCUGUCGAGACGUGGACUCAGAUAAACUAUCAUUAUCAGCACUGCGUGUACACGAUGAAAAUAAUAGCGCGAGCGGUGGAGGAUGAUGAUGUUCUUGUUCCACAGGAAAUAGCGAGGGAUUAUCACAGGAAUCAUUGUGAGAAUCUGGUAGGCAGGUAUGAGGCUGGAGAAUGGGGAAAUGGCGAAGUAAUGAACACCUGGAUCAGGAUGUUGUACAAUCCGUGUGUAAGGCUGAGUGAGAUCAACAAUGAAGAUGUAGGGUAUGCUUGA
This is a messenger RNA of Botrytis sinoallii, 810 nucleotides long. RefSeq lists its product as uncharacterized. Bases 1 to 810 code for a protein of 269 amino acids. The record is from RefSeq and is a predicted model, not a curated record. The transcript is spliced from 2 exons. NCBI's taxonomy places the organism in Eukaryota, Fungi, Ascomycota, Leotiomycetes, Helotiales, Sclerotiniaceae.